This is a messenger RNA of Struthio camelus australis, 3348 nucleotides long. Lineage: Eukaryota; Metazoa; Chordata; Aves; Struthioniformes; Struthionidae. The record is from RefSeq and is a predicted model, not a curated record.
AUGCGAAGGUUGCAUUCUGAUACUGCCUUUGCACUGGUCGUGGAAGGCAAGUUCAAUCUAGUUUUGGAGCCAGUGGUGCUGACAGAUACAAAUCUGGUUUAUCCUGCUCUGAAAUGGGACCUGGACUACCUCCAGGAAAACAUUGGCAAUGGGGACUUCUCAGUGUAUAGUGCCAGCACGCACAAGUUUUUGUACUAUGAUGAGAAGAAGAUGGCCAAUUUCAAGAACUUCAAGCCCAAGUCCAGCAGGGAAGAGAUGAAGUUCGCUGAGUUUGUGGACAGACUUAAAGAAAUACAGCAGAAAGGGAGUGCUGAGAGGCUAUACCUGCAGCAAACUCUGAAUGACACAGUUGGAAGGAAGAUUGUAGUGGAUUUUCUUGGCUUCAACUGGAACUGGAUUAACAAGCAGCAAGGGAAACGUGGCUGGGGUCAACUGACUUCUAACUUGCUUCUUAUUGGCAUGGAAGGGAAUGUGACACCAGCUCAUUAUGAUGAGCAACAGAACUUCUUUGCUCAGAUUAAGGGCCACAAGAGAUGUAUCCUGUUCCCUCCUGAUCAGUUUGAGUGCCUCUACCCUUAUCCUGUGCACCAUCCAUGUGACAGGCAGAGCCAGGUGGACUUUGACAAUCCUGACUACGAGAAGUUUCCGAACUUCCGGAGUGUUGUUGGCUAUGAAACAGUGGUGGGUCCAGGCGAUGUGCUCUACAUACCGAUGUACUGGUGGCACCACAUUGAGUCUCUCCUGAAUGGGGGAAUUACCAUCACUGUGAACUUCUGGUACAAGGGUGCCCCUACCCCAAAGAGAAUUGAAUAUCCAUUAAAGGCUCAUCAGAAAGUGGCGAUAAUGAGGAACAUUGAGAAGAUGUUGGGAGAGGCCCUAGGAAAUCCACAAGAGGUGGGUCCCUUGUUGAAUAUGAUGAUUAAGGGACGGUAUGACUAAUGCCUGGCUGCCUGGGUGACUGAUGUUGGAGCUGCUUUGUUCACAAGCAAUGGAAGAUACUGAGCGCUAGUAUUGCACGCAGCACUUAACAGACUGAUGGGUUUUCUGGCCCAUCCCUGCCCCACUACAAUAAAGGGGGCUACUGGAACUGCAGAACCAUUAGUACCCCAUCCAUCCUCCACUCUCAUCUAACUGAACCUCCCAAGAAAGAGUCUGCACUUAUUGGAAGCUGGAUUCAUGCUCACUAACUUGUUUUUUUUUUCCCCCUUCCCUCUGCCCUGUUUGCCACAACGAGGAGCAUGGCUUCUGGCACUCAGAUAUGUUGAUUAAGGAUUUUCAGGCAUUUGAAGAAGAGCUUGGAGGGGAACCAAGAGUGGUCUUGUUUCCUCAGCCUCCCAGAGUUUGGGCUCCCUGGCUGGGUUUAUGUGCUGGUGCCUGCAGUGGAUAUAAGAUGUGAAAUGUUAGAUUUCACAGUCCUCUGUUGUUAGAGGACCUGUCCAUGCUCAAUUCUGGCACCUUUUUGUGUAGUGGAAAUGAACACGUGAUGGCCUAUGUGUGAGGAGCAACUGGACAAAUGAUUCAAUUCCUUCAACUCAAGACGCUUAUGCUUGGGACUUUGAUAUAGAGUAGAGAGAUCAGAGUGAAUUCAUCUGGUAUGUGAGCACCGAAUCCUAUGCUCUGCAAAUGACAUCCCUGUUGUAGGAGUAUAGAUAAACCACCUUCCUUCUGAUAGCAGCUUUCUCUGCACAGUGAAGGCUUCUCUCCUGCUGUUUUGAAGCUGCAAUAGGAUUAAAAGGAGAUAUAGCAUUAUGAAGGGAGAUGCAUAAACACUUGGGCGCUCUUCAAGUCUUGGAUGUUUAAGUUACGUUUUAAAAGAAAUUCUCCAGGGAUGCUGAGCUAGAAUGUCAAAAUGCCAUGUCAGAUAGGUACAGAGCCUCACUUCUCCCCACCAGGGGGUGCCGGCUCCUUGGACUAACAUGGGAAGUGCCCUUUUUUCUGAAACUGCAAGAACUUGAGUGUGUGUGGCUGCGCGCAGGUGCGUAUGUUUGUGUGAUGUAUGGCUCCUGUCCAUCAGGCGAAUUCAUGCCAGUGUGUGGUUCCCUUUCUUGUAGUCAUGUGAAAGAGGUCAGGCUUUCUGUUUAAGUGUGGUUAAGUUCAUAUUCAUCCUUUCUUUGUUCUGAGACGUGACAUAGCAGGCCAGGAAGCAACAAAAAACAGGGCGCAGGAGCUAGAGGAGCCUCUGUUUAGAGACUUCAGCAGUAACCCUGAAAAGUCCGUUUAUGCAUUCUUCCACCUCCUCCAUGCAAAAGCCUUAGGCUCAUGUGAAGACUGACUUCUUUUCCCUACUGUGCACUGCCUUGCUGUUCCUGGUUUGGGGGGUGGAGCAAAGGAGUUGUAUAUUUGGUGUGGUUGUAAUGGGUCCCAGGAGCUAGAGGUAGGAGAAGCUGUUUCAUACCCCAUCUAACUCAUCCCAGAGACUAAUGGGCGAUUGUUCAAUUGAGUCUUCCCAGUGCUUUCUCCUUUGUUCUUCAGAGCUUGUUCUGACAUGAGUUUUUGAUAAAUGUGUUGAGAAGAUACUGCUGAGGAAGCACUCUGUAUCUUUGGCUUCAGGUCCCACCUUGUGCUGAGAGUGCUCCUGUACCACUUGCUGUGAGCUUCUCUUGCACAAAGGUGGAAGACUUCUCUAACGGGAAUUCCCAAGGACUUGUUCUAUGACUGAUUUACAGGUCAGAAGAAAAAAUGAAGUGUAACUGGCAGCUGCAGAGCCCUUGUUACAAAAUAUGUCUGUGUCACUGAGUAAUCUGACUGCCAUGUUACUUGUUGCAGACUCUAUCCACAGCUCUGGUUAGAUUCAUAGAAAGGUCACUCAGCUGGAUGCUUAUCAAUGCCCAGCCUUUGGGCAGGUGAGAAAGAAGGCUGGUCUGCUGACUCUGGCCAAAAACAAGGCCUUCCCAGGAAGCUGGAACACAUGCACAGCCACUGACGUUGGUUAGAAGAUGUUCAAGUGAAAUCCCAGCUCUGUGCUACUUAUUUAGCACAUGAUAGUUUCAAGUACUAGUUGUUAGGCACCAUCAGCUCUUGAAGCUCAGGGUGGCAGUUCACAUCCCUUGUGGAGAGAGAAUGGUACAUGUGGAACUUAAGGAUUUUUUUUUUCUUUAUUUGCCAAAGGUCUAACUUUUUAAGUGUCUGAACUGUUUUCGCUGCACUUGACUUUGUGAAAGCUCAUUUACAAUGCACUGAUGGACUGACUCUCCCCUUCCCUUUUCACCUUGUGCUUUCGAUGCCCCUUGCCAUGGUAUUGGGAAGCUGUGUGUGUUCUAUGCUAGGGGUGUGUGUGCAGGGGGUGGGGUGUGAAAAACACACGGUACCUUCUGAAGUGUAGUUCUUAAAUACAACCAGUGUUGAACA